Saccoglossus kowalevskii is the source of this 827-nucleotide messenger RNA. RefSeq names its product C-type lectin mannose-binding isoform-like. The record is from RefSeq and is a predicted model, not a curated record. NCBI's taxonomy places the organism in Eukaryota, Metazoa, Hemichordata, Enteropneusta, Harrimaniidae.
GCUGAUCAUAGGCAAGAGGAACACAUUCUCGGCUCCAUUAUUAUACAACGCAUAUCACAAUGAAGUAUACAGUAUUUGUUUUAUUCGUGUUUUGCUAUUUGGCACAUGGGCAAACUGACGACACAGCCGACACGCCCGAAGAAGAGACACCCGUGGUCAAUAACGUGAUCGAUGAUCAUGGAUACGUUUCGUAUACCAGAAUGUGCAACCAUAUUCCAGGGCAUACCGUCGAAUACAAAGUAUAUACUGACGAGGUAUUUUGGGCGGAUGCUGAAGCGUAUUGCCAUGACAACUUGGGUGGUAACCUUGCAAGAAUUCCAGACGAAGAGACAUAUGUGUAUAUGUUGCAGUACCUCAUUGAUUCUGGAGCCGCCGACGACGUUGCUACUGGAUUUUGGAUUGGUCUAAACGACAUCAGAAACGAAGGCGUUUACACUUGGUCGAAUGGAGGAUCGUUCUGCCAAAAUGUCACGGCACUACCUUGGGGGGCUGGUGAACCAAAUAACAACGAGAAAUUAAGAGAAGAAGGCCAAGAUUGUAUACAAUUGAGAAAAAGUCAAGCCUUCGCAUUGGAUGACGACUACUGCGACCACAGGGCGAAAGGGUUCAUUUGCGAGAUACCAGUCUGUGUAAACUACCAUGAAUGCAAUGUCUGCCGUUAGUGGUUUUCAUCUGCAGUUGGAACUACAACUACCACCGUAACAGUGAUUCGUCUUCCAUUUUCAGUGUGUGAAAUCACGUGUCAGACAUUUCAAAUGACGUAAAGCAUUUAUAUAUUCCGAUAGAUAGUGCAAUAAAACAAGCUUAUAUUCUCACUUACUGCAAAA